AACACUAACGAUUUCCGGUUAAAUGUGUUUUGAAUUUUUUGAACGAGAUAUAAUUAGCCAUGUCCACGCUGUUCCCCUCGCUGCUGCCGCGGAUCACCGAGUCUCUGUGGUUCAACCUGGACCGGCCCUGCGUGGACGAGACGGAGCUGCACCAGCAGGAGCAGCAGCACCAGACCUGGUUGCAGAGCAUUGCUGAGAAGGACAACAACCUGAUGCCCAUUGGGAAACCUAUUUUUGAGGCAGGCUAUGAAGAGGAGGAAGAAGAGGAUGACGAGGAUGAAGAAGACAGCGAGGAAGACUCAGAAGAUGAAGAAGAUAUGCAAGACAUGGAUGAAAUGAAUGACUAUAAUGAGUCACCUGAUGAUGGAGAAAUCAAUGAGGUGGAUAUGGAAGGGCCGGACCAAGACCAAGACCAAUGGAUGAUCUAACACAGAAGACUCUUUGGGUGUCAGUCUACUUGUCCCUGGAUUCCUGGUCCUUAUUUAAAAAGUGACUGCUGUGUUUCCAGUCUGUGUCACAUAUCUGUUUCUUGUUUGUGUAACAAGAGUAAGGAUAUAGGUGACAUACCGCAAGAUAUUUCAGCAGGAGAAUGAAAUAUUUAUAUAUUUUCAAGCUGCAGUCCGUCAGUCUUGACGGAAAGUAUUACCGUUGCUUUCUGGCGCAGAUUUAUUUAUUAAUGUGGGAUGUGUGUGAAGAUACUGCCGUGCAGAUUUUUUUAUCUCUUUAUUUUCACAUAAAACAGAUGGAUACAUUUAACAAUCCCAUCCAGUCAGAACAGCUCCAAACCGGUGAGGUGCACUAACUGACUUAUAAACAGAAGGUUUUGGUUUGUAAGCAGUUUGACGUACACCCCCGCCUGGUGAGAGCUGCACCGAUGGGCCUUUUGAUCUUCCACUUAAACUUUAACCGUGUCAUAUCUUCAGUCAUGUGCUCUUGAGUUUCCAGAGAGCUGAUUGAGCAUAAACAUUGCCCUAGUCAGCAACAUAAUUUGUUACUAAUGAGGAAAUAUUUAAACCUUUUUCUUGACUUUGUAUUUUUUUUUUUUUUUUUUUUUGCUUUUAUCACAAACACUCCUUCAGUAGAAAACUUUUACAUUAAAACCUUUUGAAUGACUUACUCUGAAGUUUAAAGUCAAUUCAGUUACUUUGAGCCGCCAAUAAAAAACAUUAAAUGAAUGAUGCAACUGAUGCAACAUUUUAUAUUAUGGUGAGCAGCAUGAGCCGAAAGUUGACAUACUGUUGAAUGAGCUAAAAGAUUAUAAAGUCAAAGGUCCAUUUAAAUUUGGAUUUGAUACAUUUCAGGAUUCUUUUUUUUUACAUGCCAGUGACUGUUUUCUUAUUUGAUAUUAAAUAUCAGGAACACUUUCAGAGAUAACAUUAGUAGGAGCAACAUUUUCAGUGAAAAUGUGUAUAAAUAAUAUUUCUUUAGACUCUUUCAAACAUCACGUUUUCUUUUAAAACGUUCUUUUAGUCGACUUGAAUCAAUCUUUUCAAAUCUGAUAGUGAUGCUGAACCAUAGAGGCUAUUCAUAAAAGAGGUUUACAUUUUGUUUGAUUUUAUUUUUGCAAUACCUUUCAGCUAAAAUGAAUCUGUACAUUGUUUUCUACAGAUCUUGUGAAUAAAAAGAAAACCUAAUUGGUAUGUAAUGUAUUUUUCCCAAGUGCUUUCUUAAAUCCAUUUGAGGGUGCUGAUGGUAGACUGUUUUUCUUGCGUUAGCAUUAAAUUGUCCUCACUGUAUGUACAGUUAUUUGUCUUCAAAGUUUCAUAAGAAUUUUCUCUAUCUUAUUUUUGUAUUACUUAAAAUGUUGAAUAAACAAAUGCAACGGUUACAAAAUCUAAACUAGAAGCUGACUUUGCACAUCUCAGUAUUCCCAAACAGUUGCCAUGACAUGAAUUAUACCACGGCCACCCUGAAAAUGUGUAUUUCAUUUAGAAUGUGACACCCAGUCUACUUAAUUCCCUGGUACACCAGCUCAGCCAUCCCAUCUCGGAUGCCCUUGCUAUAUUCAAGUGUGGCUCGGUGGACCUUCCAGUCAUACAAGCCGCUUUUGCGGAUGUAUCUGAGGAACUUUGGUGCCCCAGGAAACAGCACAUUGUCAGCCAAAAUCACAGAUCCUUUUCCCAGCAGGCCAGAGCCUUCCAGCAUCUGCAACAGACACAUUCAGAAAGUGAGAGAGCUCCGCAGGGAACAUUGCAAAACAGUGAAACUUAAAAAAUGUUUUUAGCUGAUAAAGUCUUAUGGUAAAUACUAGUACAUGUAAAGCAGAAAAAUAUCUAUUAUUUUCCUAACUGACUGUGUAGACUGGAAAAAUAACUGUAACUGUUUAGAAACAUCGCAGGUCCUUCCUCCCCGCUGCCAUCAGACUGUACAACCAGGCCUGCUCUCAGUGGCUAACGGACAAUAACACGUGCAAUAACAAGAUGUGCACAAACCAUAUGUGCAAUAUCUAUGCAAUAUCUGUCUGUCUACCUCACACUCAUUAUACCUGCUUUUUUUGCACUGUUUUUUUCUUUCGCACUACCUUUACCUAUAUUUUGUAAUUAUAUAUAUUUUUUACUUUUUACUUUUUUACCCCCUUCCCUGCAUGUGUGUGUUAAGUGUGUUCUGCUGCCAACAAGUGAGUUUCCCCAUUGAGGGA
Messenger RNA from Cololabis saira (Pacific saury), 2638 nucleotides. It is a transcript of the gene anapc15, whose product is annotated as anaphase promoting complex subunit 15. Gene Ontology annotation, biological process: regulation of mitotic cell cycle spindle assembly checkpoint. Lineage: Eukaryota; Metazoa; Chordata; Actinopteri; Beloniformes; Belonidae. The transcript has 5 exons. Gene Ontology annotation, cellular component: anaphase-promoting complex. The record is from RefSeq and is a predicted model, not a curated record. Bases 60 to 428 code for a protein of 122 amino acids.